This is a messenger RNA of Folsomia candida, 2846 nucleotides long. Its product is annotated as myb-like protein A. The coding region runs from base 616 to 2517 and encodes 633 amino acids. The record is from RefSeq and is a predicted model, not a curated record. NCBI's taxonomy places the organism in Eukaryota, Metazoa, Arthropoda, Collembola, Entomobryomorpha, Isotomidae. The transcript is spliced from 5 exons.
GAAUUUGCUCCCAUGUAUGUGUAAUACACGUACAUAGGUUUACAUAAACCACGCGUUUGGAUAAUCACGUUGGUGUAUGCUGUGGAAUUCUCUUGAUUGAUUACAAAUUGCAACAUUGUGCAUAAAAGGAGUUGUUCAAACAUGUUAAAUUUGUGACGGGAGGUGUUAAGAAAGUUAUACAUGAAUCCAACUUAAUUAGCACUUGGUUUGUUUGACACUUCAAAAAACGUGUGAACGGUGUCAUUGUGAAACAAUAAGCUGUGCAAAAAAUGUCAUAAAAUAUUAUCUCACGACAUAAGUGUCAAAUAUAUGAUCAUCAGCAUUGUUACUUUGUAUUAUUUUCAUGUUGUGGAUGAAACUUAUAAAGUUACGACCGGUAUGAUGUUCAAGUUACAACAAUUGUUAAAGGAAGUUUGUUUGAACACUAAAAGAAUUCUACUCACAUUCCUUUCCUAAAAUAGUCCCGAAAGACGGUUCGAUAUGACCGGAUUGGGAGAAAAUAAUAUUACGGCACGUGUGAACUAAUUGCCAGUUUAUUUCAUAUCGUAAAAUAAUUAAGUGAAGAAGCCUCGAAAAGCAGCCAGUUACGCAUAUUUAUAUAAAAUAGCCAUCAUCAUGGGGCGUUGGAGUGGAUUGAGUGGUUUGAUUGAUUUUCAUUUCGAGCAUGGUCACAGUGGUGGCUGUGGAAGUGGAAAGUCUGUAAAUGUGACCACAAGAUACCACAAAUUGGAUGACUCGAUCUUCGUCCUUUGUCGGAACUGUGGCCAUUCAAGCAAGAAAGAGGAAGUAAAGAAGAUUGGUGACGGGACUGGGGUGAGACUGGGUAGAAACCCCAAACAAUUUUUGACAUGGUCUGCAACCGCUGCAAACAAUAGGCUUCAAAGGAUGAGCAAAACUUUGGCGAACAACAUCACCCGGCUCCAAAUGAAAAUGGAGAAAGCAAUUCCAUUCCAACCAGGGGUCGGAGGAAGUAGUGGAGAGUACUGUAGCAAGUCUUGUGAAAACGGAAAACUCGAGAAUUUCGAGUCCUGUGGUGGUGGUGUUUAUGGGGGUCGAAAUUUGAACGACAAGGAUGAAAAUAAGAGAACUUCUCCGGAUGUUGUCGUUAAUAUGUCAACAAAACUAGUGAACACCACAGGAGUCACCCCUCCAAGUUGGAAUGCUAGUUAUUGUGGCAGUGAUUCAAAUGAUGUGAAAUUUAUAAACAAAAUGGUGAAACAACUCGGAGAAAUCGGAAGAUAUCAAUAUGACACUCGCAUCCAAAGUGCUAGGAUCGUGCAGAGUCAUCCCAGCGUCUCUCAAAUUCAUAGUCACGGCAGUGUCGCCAAUCCGGAUAAAAUUAUCCAGAUAAAUGUUGAAAGCUAUCAUGCCUACUCAUGUGAAGAAAUCGACAAGACCAAAGUGACGAGUGACAACGACUGUAAUAAUGUUGAUAAAAGUGAGUCCGUAGCAGAUGAAAUUCACAAAAAAAUAGAUAAAAUCCUGGACAUGCGACCACCUCAUCAUCUGGAGGACUUGUUUUACGACAGUGGGACUGGAAGUGCCAACACGAGUAUAAGUGGCAGCUCUUUGUCAUCCCCUACUGUCAGCGACUCAUCACCUGCCAACAACAGCAGUGUAGUCCCUUGGAAUCGUGCAACCGAGGAGAGUUCGUCUUCAAGUCAUAAUUUAAAUUCCUUCUCGCCAUUCGUCAUUAGUCAGAAGCUUGAACACGACAGCAGCAACAAAAGUGACUUCAUGAGUAAUCCAGGGUCUGUAAAGAAGGUGAACAACAGCAAUGCGUCUCGUUCUGUGACUACUGAAAAGGACGGUCCAUUACUAACACCACUCGAUUACAAUAACUCUACAAACUCUGGAGUCUCCUCACUCCUAGACUCAACGGAUGAGAGAAGCCUCCUCCUUGAAAACAGGAACAAAUCAAGUCAUAACAAACGCGGAUUGAGAAACAAUGGAAGCAAAAAUGUGGAAAUUUGUAAUCAUAAAAAUGCGGUGGAGAGUAGCAAACCGGAGAACAAUUUGGACACCAGCAAGUCGAAUUUGUUAAGACUAAAAUCCCUCAACUUUGACUCAUAUCCACCUUCAUCGAAACUUGCCAUCACGAUUUUUGAGAAGGAAGGCGAACUACGGCAUGCACUUUGGUUUCAAGCUGGAAUCCCAAGAGAAAUUGCUUUGGAAAUACUGAGAAAUGAGCCAAUUGGGUGUUUCAUUGUCCGAGAAUCGACCACUAAACCCGGAUGUUUCGCCCUAUCGCUAAGGGUGCCCAAGGAAUACCAGCCAUGCGGAAUUGCUCAUUAUCUAAUUCUCAAGUCUAGUCGGGGGUACAAAAUCAAGGGUUUCACAAAGGAAUUUCCAACUCUGACCGCCGUCGUUCACCAUCACUCCAUCCUGAAAGAGCUGUUGCCCGUCCCUUUGUCGGGGGUGGGGGGACAAGUGAAGAGCCUCCGGGUGAGCAGAGCAAAUUCCACCGAUUUCAUGGAACCUGAGAAACUCUUCAUUGGAAAGUACACUGACUUCUAGUUGCAGCAUGUUACAUGUUAUCUCCAAUCAGGAUACUCAGGAUUCGCCGACGCGACAUUUAUGACUUCCUACUAAUAAUUUCUAUUUUAGUAUGUGAUUUUAUUUCUCCGUCAAUUGUUAAAAUAUUAAUUCGUAAACGAUCGAGAUUUGUUUUGUCCCUAAUUUUAUUUAUUAAUAUGCUUUAACCUGACGUGUGCGAAGACAGGUCUUCUGAUUCCGAUUAAUAUAUUGCUAACUAAUAGAUGUUAAUACGAAUGAUUUGUAUGUGUUAACUAGUCCUAUACAAUUGAAGCAUGCAGAGCGUAAGAUUAAAAGAAAUAUGCUAUACA